GGAGCGUUUCCACAGAGAGGGAGAAGAAGCCAAGCCAGCGAACAGGGAACGUGCCCGUUCGUAGUUCGCUCGUGUCGCGGCUUUUUCCCAAAUGGCAACGACCGCCGACGACCAGCGGAAACCGGCACACGUUGCUGGGCCUUCGACGCACCACGGCUGCCAGCACCACAACAGCAACAACAAUAACAACAACAACAAUAACAACAAAGACAGCGAGGCGGGAGAGAGCGCGAGCUCCACGACCGCCACGGCGUCCGAACCCGGCGGGACGGCGUCGCAGGGUAUCGGCAACGGCUCGGUCAUCAAUCCCGGCGGCGGGAAUAACGGGAAGUGGGUCCGGUUGAACGUCGGCGGCACGGUGUUCCUCACGACCCGACAGACGCUCCUGAAGGAGCAAACUUCGUUCCUUUACCGACUGUGCCAGCAGCAGGACCUGCACUCAGACACGGACGAGACUGGAGCCUAUGUGAUUGACAGAGACCCCACCUACUUCGGCCCCAUCCUCAACUACUUACGGCAUGGAAAAUUGGUCUACAACAAGGAGCUCGCUGAAGAAGGUGUCCUGGAAGAGGCAGAGUUUUACAACAUAACGCCGUUGAUCAAACUAAUUAAAGAGAGGAUCAUUGAGAGAGACUCAAAAGCCACACAGCAGGUGCCCCCCAAGCACGUUUACCGAGUGUUGCAGUGCCAGGAGGAGGAACUGACCCAGAUGGUCUCCACCAUGUCAGACGGCUGGAAGUUUGAGCAGGUCAGCGUGCGCACCUGCAGAAAGCCCCGCACCGGACUGCUCUGGACUAUGGUGAACAUCGGCUCGUCGUACAGCUACGGAACAGAGGACCAGGCAGAAUUUCUGUGCGUGGUGUCCAAGGAGCUCCACACACCCGGAUCUGGCCUGGGCACAGAGCAGAGCCACAAAACCAAGCCGGCAGAGAUGCAAGAAGAGGAAGCAGCGAAGGAGGAGGAGGAGGAGGUGGAGGAGGAGGGAGGGAGAGAAACCACACCAAAUGAGUGGAUUAGAGAAUGA
This is a messenger RNA of Menidia menidia (Atlantic silverside), 1024 nucleotides long. The record is from the annotation of a GenBank genome assembly. NCBI's taxonomy places the organism in Eukaryota, Metazoa, Chordata, Actinopteri, Atheriniformes, Atherinopsidae.